This is a messenger RNA of Penicillium crustosum, 225 nucleotides long. RefSeq lists its product as uncharacterized. The transcript has 2 exons. The record is from RefSeq and is a predicted model, not a curated record. Lineage: Eukaryota; Fungi; Ascomycota; Eurotiomycetes; Eurotiales; Aspergillaceae. Bases 1 to 225 code for a protein of 74 amino acids.
AUGUGCACAUCAUCAUCUUUGACCCUGACUGCCUUCUACGUGGAGCCUGAACCGUCGAAAUCCGAGGAGAUAGAUGGCCCGGUCCCAUCUCCUUCCGAUCACUUCAGCCAAGUGUGCAACCCGGAAAUGGACGGCUCUGCUACCAUGUCUCCUCUUCUCUUGCCUGAAAAGGAAUCAAACAUGAGGAACCAAGCACGAGUGGCCAUCGGACAAGCAGAAGAGUGA